Molecule: messenger RNA, 1062 nt
Organism: Beauveria bassiana ARSEF 2860
Lineage: Eukaryota; Fungi; Ascomycota; Sordariomycetes; Hypocreales; Cordycipitaceae
Exons: 2
Coding region: 1-1062 (353 amino acids)
Source: RefSeq, a predicted model, not a curated record
AUGACGGCAUUUUUGAACGGGCCCACGGAUCCAGCGCACUUGGGUGGCAGCGAGCUCGCCCUGGUGAAGGAAUACGGCCACUCUCUGGGGCAGCUUUGGGCCGCCCUGGCGACAUUCCUGGGCCCGCCCGAGCGCCGCCAGCUCGUUUCCCCUCCCGAUGAUGGCCAAGGCGGUGAUGGUAACGGGGAUAACGAUGACGACGGGAAUAACGAUGACGACGGGAAUAACGAUGACAACGGGAAUAACAACGAUGGCAGUGGGAAUAACAACGAUGGCAGUGGGAAUAACAACGAUGGCGGCGGCGAUUACGCCAGAAGGCCGAAGCAUGCCCGACGCGGCACCAGGCAGGAGGGAUUUGUUGACUCGAGCAAGAUGGAGAUUGAGUCAAGCAGCCCCAUCGAGGCAUCAUCCCAAAGCACACUCGGCUACGUACACAUGGAGAGCCACGCCCUCGCCGAAGGGCCCGAGGACGACACGUUGCGCCUGAUUACCUGCGCGCUCCGCCACGUACUGUACUUUGCGCCGCCCAACAAUGAGCCGAACACAGCCGGCGCCGUCAUCGAGGUCCGUGACGCCAAGAUAAGGCUCGCGGCGAUAACUGGCUCCCACUCGCUCGUCGCCGUGGACGACGGCGGCUUGUGCCUGCGAAAGCCCCUAGUGUUGGCCAGCCACGGCGACCCGCAAAAGCCUCAAAGGUUGGUGUACAUGACGGCCAAUGAUCACGUCCUGAUGCUGGAAGCCAAGAGGAGACUGCAGUGCUUCCAAGAGGGCCGACCGAUCAUAUCCGACUCCUGCCUCGCGCAAAUGACUUGCCAGGCUUUGACCUGGAAAUUUGCGAACGUGGGAUCCUACGACAGCAUCUUCAUCCUGCAUGCAGCGCAGAAUUAUUUCUGCUUUCUUCGAUUUGACAUUUCCGUCGACUACCUGGGGGAUAUACAGUCAGAGGAGCCUGAGCUCUUCUUAAACGUGUAUCACACUCCGUGGUACAGCCUGGGCCAGAAAGGUGGCCGGACCUAUUUCGCAGAUACACUGUGUUCUAUCAUGAAGUGGGCAAUGUCUUAG